AGCUGGUUUCAGUGUGUACUGUGUAGUGUGUAAUCAGCUGCAACCUUGUGACCAUGGUUGUGCUGAAAUUUUUUUGUGCCAGUCUUCAGGUAAUUUGUCAACUGUAAACAAGAAUAAGCGAAGAUAAUUGUUUCGGAACUAAAUUAACACGGUACUUCAUUUCUGUCACAAUAACGGUUGAGUUUGCGGAGUGUAAUAGUUCGCGAAUAUCUUGUGAUGACGCUGUGGUAGCUAUGUUUGAGGCAGCUGUCUUCAAUUUUUUGACCUGUCCGGUAAAAUCGCUACGUGUACCUUCGUAGAAGAAACGGCUGAGAUUGUGACGUGUUGCCAGUAGCAUUUUGUCUGUGACUGACGAGAAAACGUGGAAGUUCAAACAUUCGCUAUACUGUAGAACUGAAUCCAUGGCCCAGGAGCCAACUAUGUGGAUAAAAAAAGAGGGAACAGAUGAAAUACAAGCUGACUUAUGCUUCGUGGCCCAAGUUUACCCAUUCAGCAUGAAUGUGAAAGAAGAGUUGGAGGAGAGUGCGAAUAAAGAGACUGUUAAAGAUCUAUUGGGACUAUCUUGGCCCACUGAUUUUAUCAAGGAGGAUCCUGAAUUAAAUUUGGAAAUGAAUGUUACUGAGAAUAUUUUUCCUGGACAUGUUGGUGUGCCUGGGAAUGAAGCUGCUGAUGCUGCAGCCAAGGCUGCUGUCCUCUUGCCAGUUGUCCCAUCAACUGAUGUUAGUGGGGUUCUUUGUCAGCACGCUUCAUCAUUGUGGCAUGAGGCUUGGUUCUCUCUCUAUGAAAAUAAGCUUAGGGCCAUCAAACUGAUCCCGACGGCUUGGACGACCUCAAGCCCUUCCCUGCGACAGGUGGAAACCUCAACAAGAUACACACAUGAUAGUGCAAGAUUGACGCAGAGUACUGGUGGGAGCUGCGGCACAGCAUGUGAAGAAACUUGUCCCCAUAGACUGGUCCAGGAUGAGUUGCUGACAGACAUGGGGAAGACAAUACACGAGUUUAGUACAAAUACAGAUGAUGUGAGUAUCGAUAAGGAAUGCUCAGUUGCCACCCGAUAUGACUGUGCUACGAGGGAAAAGGAAUUACAUGUAUAUAUCUGUAAUUUCUGCCAACAAAGCUUUCCUUCAAAAUACAGACUCAUAAUGCAUGUGUUUAUGCACAUUGAUGGCACACAACCACCUUUGUAUGUUUGUAAGUGGUGUGGUGAGGUAUUAAACAGUGAUGUUAGUUUGAAAAAACAUUUGAAAAUGAGUGAGUAUUAUGUCUUAACUGCUGGCAACCAUGAAACAUAUGGCUAUAGUGAUAAGCAUGAAAGCAGCAUCUUCUUGGAUAGUGAUCCAGUAGUUUCUGUUGCAGAAGACAAUGAGCAGCCUUCAUAUAAGGAAACUAGGAAAGCUUUAAAGAAGCCCUCCAAUGACACGUGUAACACAAAAACGGUAAAUUUUGCAGAAGAAAAAAGUGAUUAUGGAACUUCAUCUACAGCUGUUGAUAUCAGUGCCCAGGCUGAUCUACUUACCGCAAAAAGAACCGACAAAUGUGGUAUUUGUAGCAAAUUGUUCGCUAGGUCAGGUGAUCUGAAGAGACAUGUAUUCAUACACAGCAGGAAAAGACCACACAAAUGUGACAUGCGUGACAAAUCGAAUGCCCAGUCAGUUUGUCUGAAGACACGCAUAUUAAUUGGCACUGGAAAGAAACCUCACAAACAUGAGAUUUCUGGGAAAUCUUAUUCUAGGGAUCUCAAAACACAAUCAUUAAUUCAUACCGGAAAGAAACUCCACAAAUGCGAUAUUUGUGGGAAAUGUUUCACUAUGGCAGGCAAUCUCAAGACACACACAUUAAUUCAUACUGGAAGGAAACCUCACAAAUGUGGGAUUUGUAUGAAAUCUUUUGCUAGGUCAGACGAUCUCAAGAAACAUGCAUUCACGCACACCAGGGAAAGACCUCACAAAUGUGAUAUUUGUGGGAAAUCGUUUGCUUUCUCAAGCGACCUCAAGCGACAUGUAUUAAUUCACACAGGGAAGAAACCUCACAAAUGUGACAUGUGUGGGAAAUGUUUUGCUGUAUUAAGCAAUCUCAAGACACAUUUAUUAAUUCACACUGGGAAGAAACCCCACAAAUGCGAUAUUUGUGGGAAAUCUUUUGCUGCGGUGGUCAGUCUCAAGACACACUCACUAAUCCACUCUGGAAAGAAACCUCACAGAUGUGAGAUUUGUGGGAAAUGUUUCACUGUGUCCAGCAAUCUCACGAGACAUGCAUUAAUUCACACUGGGAAGAAACCCCACAAAUGCGAUAUUUGUGGGAAAUCUUUUUCUACGGCAGGCUGUCUCAAGACACACUCCAGAAUUCACUCUGGAAAGAAACCUCACAAAUGUGAGAUUUGUGGGAAGUGCUUCACUGUUUCAGGCAAUCUCAAGACACAUUUAUUAAUUCACACUGGGAAGAAACCCCACAAAUGCGAUAUUUGUGGGAAAUCUUUUCCUACUGCAGGCAGUCUCAAGACACACUCACUAAUUCACUCUGGAAAGAAACCUCACAAAUGUGAGAUUUGUGGGAAAUGUUUUACUGUAUCAAGCAAUCUCAAGACACAUAUAUUAAUUCACACUGGGAAGAAACCUCACAAAUGCGGUAUUUGUGGGAAAUCUUUUGCCAGGGGAGGCUGUCUGAAGAGACACUCACUAAUUCACACUGGAAAGAAACCUAACAAAUGUGAGUUGUGGCAAGUCAUUUGCUAGAUCAGGUGAUCUCAAGAAACAUACAGUAGAACACAUUGGAAUGGGACCUCCCAAAUGUGAUAUGUGACAAGUUUCACUGAAUUGGGUACUAUCAAGGCACAUGCAUUACUUUACACCAGAAAGAAACUACAAGUAAGUGUUAGUUUAUGCAAAUAGGUUUUCCUCGGUGGUGCCCUCAAGGCCUUUAAAAUAAUGGAUGUAGCAGGGGAACAAUAAGUUGUCAUGCCUGUGAAAUAACAUUAAAAUGUGGCAGAACUGUAAAACAAAAACGUGCAAUAAUAUGUAGUAAAGAGUGGUAACAGGUAAUGUGACAAUAUAAAAAUCCAAAUCUGCAGCUUGAGAUGUCUAGAAAUUGUAUUGCUAAAUACACCAGAAAUAUAAAUCGAAUUUUUUUUUUUCAUUCCAUUAACGCUGCUGCUUUUUCCUAUCGAUCUUGAGGAAUGAAGAUUGUCAAUUGUGAUAAAUCCUUACCUUUGUCAGUAAUCAUAAGUAGCAUGCAAUAUUCAGUAGAAGGCCAAAGAAAUGUUAUGAUUUACUGCUUAUUAUUCCAAACAUAGUCAUCCAAACAUAGUAACUCUGCGUUUUAGAAACAGUGGCAGUAACAGUGAUUGUGACAGCUAAUCAGGUAUGUUUCCUGAGGAGAUUUCCUGUAUGUGUCAUUGAUAGUGUGUACAUUGUUCUGUUAGUACUAAUCCUGCAUUAGUAAACGUAACAGAUACAGCAACCUGCUUAAUAGCAUGUUUGUCCACCUUUGGAAUACAACACAUCGACAGUUCUAUAUGAUGUGGACUUGACAUGUCGAUUACAUGUUUCUGAAUGUAUGUUGCACCAAGUGUCUAUGCAAUUAUAUUCCAUACAUGCAGAUCAGGUAAAUGGUGUGGUAGAGGCAUCGGUGUUAGUUACCAUGCUACUCAAACCACUGUGGAGUCAUUCUGCACGUGACAUGGACAGUUAUCAUGCUGAAAGAAGCUUUCACCAAUGGAGAACAUCAGGCUUGAAAGAAUCUAUGUAGUUGCAACAAAUGUCACGUAGUCUGCAACUGUUAUGAUGACUUGAAUUACUAACAUAUGUCCCAAAGUAGCUAAAGUGAUUGCCCCCAUAGCAUAAUUGGUACUCCAUCUGGUGCCAUUCACCUAGGUGAUAGCAUAUCUGGAUAUGACAACUGAUGUGGUGUAACAGGAAAUGUCAUCCAGCCUGACAAUUGCAUUGACCUUCAGUCCUGCCUGAGUGAUCCCUUGCCCACAGCAGUUGCAAUUGAACAUUUUGGUGGAUUGGUAUGGAAACAUACAGUGACCAUAUGUUGCGGAUCCCCAUGUUCAACAAUGUACAUAGCAUUGUGGGUUCAAAAAUGUGUAUGGCUGUUUUCUGUCGUUAGGUAUGCCACAUAUUGCCAAAUCUCCUGCUUUACAGAACAGGCAAGCCUCUUACCUCCAUGAUUUGUGAAGAAGUAUAGAUGUAUUACGUAUUUUCAUAAGGUUAUGGUUUUAUCACCUUUCAGCCACUUUCCAUAUAUGUUCACAACAGUAGGAUAGAUUCAGCCAACUAGCUUCACCACUUUUGAGGCGCUUGUUCCCAACUGCAAUGCCAUUGUAACUUGUGUUGUCUUCGUCUCCUUCUUCGUCUCCUUCUUCGUCUCCUUCUUCGUCUCCUUCUUCGUCUCCUUCUUCGUCUCCUUCUUCGUCUCCUUCUUCGUCUCCUUCUUCGUCUCCUUCUUCGUCUCCUUCUUCGUCUCCUCCUUCGUCUCCUCCUUCGUCUCCUCCUUCGUCUCCUCCUUCGUCUCCUCCUUCGUCUCCUCCUUCGUCUCCUCCUUCGUCUCCUCCUUCGUCUCCUCCUUCGUCUCCUCCUUCGUCUCCUCCUUCGUCUCCUCCUUCGUCUCCUCCUUCGUCUCCUUCUUCGUUCUGAGACUGGUUUGAUGCAGGUCUCCAUGCUACUCUAUUGCCCUUUGCUAAAGUCACUUGUCAUCUUGUUUACAUGCUUGCAUCCCCGCUAAAACAAUACCUUGUUAACCUCUGGUCUGCAUAUAUGCUUAUAAUCUGCUUACUGCAUCAUGUGCAUACAUGUGGCAUUCAUUCUCACAGGCAGUGUUCAUGACAUUUACGCGCAUCAGUGCAUCUUCAGGUAUAUGGGUCAGGUGGGAAAAUGUGUAAUUUAACAAAUGCGCUGUGCUUCGUUGCCAUUUACAUCAGUGCACAGUAGCUACAUUUUUUGUGAAAUUUUUGUUUCAUGAAGCUCUGUACAUGAUUCAGAGAUACUGUAGAUAAGUGUUAUGCACCAAAGCUCUUAAUUAUUUGUUCAGCGUUUAAUACUGUGAGUUCUACAUGAAAUAAAAUAGGUAAACAAAUAUUAGGUGUUAUGAUUUGAUUCCAGUUAUUUCUAUACCAAGGACAACUCUCACAAUGUGAGUACUAAACAUUUCUUAUGUUAUGUUCGAAGAUGUUUCCAUUGUGGAUAUUUUUAUUAAUUUGUGUAAAUAAAAAUGACGUUUCUGG
This is a messenger RNA of Schistocerca gregaria, 5221 nucleotides long. Its product is annotated as zinc finger protein 729-like. The record is from RefSeq and is a predicted model, not a curated record. The coding region runs from base 402 to 2732 and encodes 776 amino acids. Gene Ontology annotation, cellular component: cytoplasm; nucleus. The transcript has 8 exons. Gene Ontology annotation, molecular function: ubiquitin protein ligase binding; RNA polymerase II cis-regulatory region sequence-specific DNA binding; DNA-binding transcription factor activity, RNA polymerase II-specific. Gene Ontology annotation, biological process: regulation of proteolysis; regulation of transcription by RNA polymerase II; proteasome-mediated ubiquitin-dependent protein catabolic process. Lineage: Eukaryota; Metazoa; Arthropoda; Insecta; Orthoptera; Acrididae.